Messenger RNA from Morone saxatilis (striped sea-bass), 2033 nucleotides. RefSeq names its product heterogeneous nuclear ribonucleoprotein H-like. Lineage: Eukaryota; Metazoa; Chordata; Actinopteri; Moronidae. The record is from RefSeq and is a predicted model, not a curated record. Gene Ontology annotation, biological process: regulation of RNA splicing. The transcript is spliced from 11 exons. Gene Ontology annotation, cellular component: ribonucleoprotein complex; nucleoplasm. Gene Ontology annotation, molecular function: RNA binding. Bases 110 to 1246 code for a protein of 378 amino acids.
CUGGAGGGACCUGGCAACCCGGCGCAAGGUUUCCGCUGCAUCACGCACUUCUGGUCAUACAUACUCCGGCGUGUUGUGUCUACGCUUGAAUCAGGGAUUGUGAUCCGUCAUGGCUGAUGAGGGAUAUGUAGUACGCAUCAGGGGUCUCCCUUGGUCUUGCUCGGUGGAUGAAGUACAGAGGUUUUUCUCAGAUUGCAAAAUUGUCAGCAAUGGAAGCGGCAUCCACUUCACCUAUACGAGAGAGGGGCGUCCCAGUGGAGAGGCGUUUGUCGAGUUGGAGACAGAGGAAGACCUGAAGAUUGCCGUGAAGAAGGACAGAGAAACUAUGGGUCACCGAUACGUAGAGGUUUUUAAAUCCAACAAUGUCGAGAUGGACUGGGUCAUGAAGCACACCGGUCCGAACUGUCCAGAAACAGCAGGAGACGGGCUCGUCCGGCUUCGAGGCCUUCCUUUUGGCUGCAGCAAGGAGGAGAUAGUACAGUUUUUCUCAGGGUUGGAAAUCGUGCCAAAUGGGAUAACAUUGCCGGUGGACAUCCAGGGGAGGAGUACGGGGGAGGCCUUCGUGCAGUUUGCUUCACAGGAUAUAGCUGAAAAGGCUCUAAAGAAACACAAGGAAAGAAUAGGGCACAGGUACAUUGAGAUCUUCAAGAGCAGCCGUGCUGAGGUGCGAACCCAUUACGAGCCCCAGCGGAAGCCCAUGGGCAUGCAGAGACCUGGCCCCUACGACCGUCCCUCUGGUGGUCGUGGCUACAACAUGAUGGGCCGAGGGGGAUCCUAUGACAGAAUGCGUCGCGGAGGCUAUGGAGGAGGAGGUGUAUCAGACGGACGGUAUGGCGAUGGCGGCUCUUCCUUCCAGAGCACAACAGGCCACUGUGUCCACAUGAGGGGCCUACCAUACAGAGCCACAGAAACAGACAUCUACAAUUUCUUCUCGCCAUUGAAUCCAGUGCGGGUCCAUAUUGAGAUCGGCCCAGAUGGCAGGGUAACUGGUGAGGCGGAUGUAGAGUUUGCAACACAUGAGGAUGCUGUGGCAGCCAUGUCUAAAGACAAAGCAAACAUGCAGCACCGCUACGUGGAGCUGUUCUUGAACUCAACAGCAGGUGGCAGUAACGGAGCCUACGGCAGCCAGAUGAUGGGUGGUAUGGGGAACCAAUCGUCUUACAGCGGCGGCCAGCUGAGCUCAGGGUACUCUGGUGGAUACAGCAGCCAGGGCAACAUGGGGGGCUACAGUGACUAUAUUAGGUAACCAGGGCGGAAUGGGAAGCAGCUACUACGGCGGCAGUGGAGGAGGAGGAAGCAGAGGCUCUAUGAAUGGACUGGGCGGGGGAUGGGGAAUGUAGAUUUGUUUUUUUCUGUUUCCCCUUAAUUUGAUGGGUUUUUUUUAACUCAGCAUUUUGCUGGAAGGACUGGAAACACAAGUCUCACCUUGUAAACAUAGGGUAGGGUCAGGUGAGGUUUUGAAAAUAUUGAGGGGUAGGGUUUGUAUUUUUUUUUUUUUUUUAAUGUGAAUGAUCUUCAGAGAGAAGCAAAGUCAUAGGUGUCACAAAGUGUCCGACAGAAGCCCUGUUUGUCUUCCCCAUUCCUCACAAAUUUGACACAUCACAGAAACCGUGCUUUAAAUUUUCAUUACCAGGAAAGUGUGUCGUUUGUGUUCUCCAAGCACCUGGCUGUUCCUCAAAGUUAACUCAUCCUGUGCUGAUGGCUUUAACAUUAUUUUCAAUGUCAGAGUGCAUGAACAAAAAAAAUGUCUAUCUUCUGAUUGUUAGACCUUGUUUCACCUUCUACAUAGUGUUUAGCCUUUUUUAUUUCCCGUUUAAAAUGUUAUUCUGAAUUUGACACUUCAUAUGGUCAGCGCAUGUUUUGUUUUUCUUAAGGUGUGAUUGUUGAUGUGGCGGUUUCUCUGAAUGAGUGCUAUAUGAACGGCAAAUGUUUUUCAGAUCUGCUGACAUAAAAGGUUUCUACUGCUUCAAAUGCUAUUUGUAUUUCCCGUGCACAAAGUGAAUAAACUAGUCUGGAAUAUCUAAUUGAAACAA